This is a messenger RNA of Setaria italica (foxtail millet), 922 nucleotides long. RefSeq lists its product as uncharacterized. The record is from RefSeq and is a predicted model, not a curated record. NCBI's taxonomy places the organism in Eukaryota, Viridiplantae, Streptophyta, Magnoliopsida, Poales, Poaceae. Bases 290 to 559 code for a protein of 89 amino acids. The transcript has 4 exons.
AGCGAGAGAGGAAGAACACCGAUAGCCAAACGAAACAUCAGGAGGGAAUCCCCUCUGUCUCAACUCUCACGCCUCGCGUCUCCGCUCCGCCGUCGCCGGAUCGGCCACCGCCCUCCCUGCGGUUUCAACUGUUCACCGACCACCGUCCUCCACGCCUCCAUCCGAUCGAGGCGGUAUUCCACCGUAGCUGCUCCCCUCUUUCUUCCUCUCGUCGGCGCCGUCGUGGAGCAGGAUCCGAUCCGUGCCCGCGUUGAUUCCAUCUCUUGUCGAGUGAGAAGAUAGAUUAAGAAUGGCUGCAGGGAGCAGUUCCAUGGCCUCCGAGGAUGACUAUGAGACUGAACAAAAGAAGCAAGCUGCUGCAGAUGUUCUUUUCCACUAUUCACAGUUUGUUAUGGUCUGCAUUGGUGAGGAUGUUCGCCCUACUGAUCUCAGGUUGCAUCUUAUGAAGGAAGUUUCAGGAAUGCCCACUUCUCUAAAGGAGCCUCAACAGGCUGCUGCCUCACCGGAUUCUAGCGGUGAACCAUCUUCCUCUGGAACAAUGAAAACAGAAAUCUCCUAAGCUUCGUAAAUUAUCCAGCUCUGAUCUCCGGCUGUUUCUUGUGCACCGAGAAGAAAGUGAUGUUCAGAUGUGAGGCCUACUUUUAUCAUAGGAAUGUAAAUAUGUUAAUACUUAAUAGUCGCAUCGCUACCUAGAUUUUGUUUUUGUGACAAUGCAGAAGGACCAUUUGGUCAUCGUCAUGCCCUUGCUGUUCUGGAGCUUUGUCUUCUGUCGUGACAGUGGUAGAUGAUGUUUGUGAUGAGUAUUCGUACCCAUCUUCAUGUUUGAAUUCGUUUAUAUUCAGGCAACAGUUACGUAAAUGCUGCUGUAUUUUCGUUAAAAACGCAAAUGCUGUGAUAUAAAUAUGUGCAUGUUGUAUAGUCC